AUGCCGUCGAUUUGGCGACCGAACGUGAGAGUGUCCCUCGACGAGAACGGUGAAGUUGAGGACGCGGAAAAGGGGGGAGAGGAGUUGGCGAAGAAGGGGACGAAGCGGAAGGGAGCCCCUUACACGAAGGGGCCGUGCGAGCACGGGGUGAAGCCUCGGUCGCGGUGCAAGGUGUGCGGCGCUUGUCCCCACGGGAAGCAGCGCUCUCGAUGCAAGGAGUGCGGUGGGUCUGGAAUCUGCGAGCACGGUCGUGUGCGCUCUCUGUGCAAGGAGUGCGGUGGGUCUAGAAUCUGCGAGCACGGUCGUCGGCGCUAUGAGUGCAAGGCGUGCGGCGGGUCUCAAAUCUGCGAGCACGGUCGUGAGCGCUGUAGGUGCAAGGAGUGCGGUGGGGGCUCAAUUUGCGAGCACGGUCGUCAGCGCUAUCGGUGCAAGGAGUGCGGUGGGUCAUCAAUCUGCGAGCACGGUCGUCAGCGCUAUCGGUGCAAGGAGUGCGGUGGGUCUCAAAUCUGCAAGCACGGUCGUGAGCGCUCUAAGUGCAAGGAGUGUGGUGGCUCUCAAAUCUGCGAGCACGGUCGUGAGCGCUGUAGGUGCAAGGAGUGCGGUGGGGGCUCAAUUUGCGAGCACGGUCGUCAGCGCUCUCAGUGCAAGGAGUGCGGCGGGUCUGCAAUCUGCGAGCACGGUCGUCAUCGCUCUUACUGCAAGGAGUGCGGUGGGUCUGCUUUCUGCGAGCACGGUCGUCAGCGCUCUCAGUGCAAGGAGUGCGGUGGGUCUCAAAUCUGCGAGCACGGUCGUAUACGCUCUAAGUGCAAGGAGUGCGGUGGUGGCUCAAUCUGCGAGCAUGGUCGUAUGCGCUCUCAGUGCAGGGAGUGUGGUGGGGGUUCAAUCUGCGAGCACGGUCGUCGGCGCUCUCGGUGCAAGGAGUGCGGUGGGCCUAGAAUCUCCACUCCGCCGUGA
Molecule: messenger RNA, 954 nt
Organism: Micromonas commoda
Lineage: Eukaryota; Viridiplantae; Chlorophyta; Mamiellophyceae; Mamiellales; Mamiellaceae
Exons: 1
Coding region: 1-954 (317 amino acids)
Source: RefSeq, a predicted model, not a curated record